This is a messenger RNA of Cercospora beticola, 1692 nucleotides long. RefSeq lists its product as uncharacterized. Gene Ontology annotation, molecular function: histone deacetylase activity. Gene Ontology annotation, cellular component: Rpd3L-Expanded complex; nucleus. Gene Ontology annotation, biological process: negative regulation of transcription by RNA polymerase II. NCBI's taxonomy places the organism in Eukaryota, Fungi, Ascomycota, Dothideomycetes, Mycosphaerellales, Mycosphaerellaceae. The record is from RefSeq and is a predicted model, not a curated record.
AUGGCAUACGCCGCACCUCCGCUGGACCCUCCAGGAAUAGGCACGAACUCGCCUUCGACUCAGAAGAAGAGGGUGGCCUAUUUCUAUGACAGCGAUGUCGGGAACUACGCCUACCAGUCGGGACACCUAAUGAAGCCCCAUCGAAUUCGAAUGGUGCAUUCACUUGUUAUGAACUAUGGACUAUACAAUAAAAUGGAGAUCUACCGGGCCAAACCAGCGUCAAGAUACGAGAUGACACAGUUUCAUACGGACGAGUACGUGGACUUUUUGCAGCGUGUUACGCCCGACAAUGAACAUCUUCUGGCUAAGGAGUGCGCCAAGCACAAUGUUGGGGAAGAUUGUCCUCCGUUCGACGGCGUCUUUGAGUUCUGCGCGAUUAGCGCCGGUGGCAAUAUCGUCCUUGCAAUCCUUGAAUUGCUCAGGUUCCAUGCACGAGUGUUGUACAUCGACAUCGAUGUGCAUCACGGCGACGGUGUCGAAGAAGCCUUCUACACCACUGACAGGGUAAUGUGUGUCUCCUUGCAUAAAUACGGCGAAUUCUUUCCAGGAACCGGCGACCUUCGCGAUAUUGGAAUCGGACAAGGGAAACACUACUCAGUCAACGUACCGCUGCGAGAUGGUAUCGACGACGCCAGCUAUAAGGAUGUUUUCGAAUCAGUGACCGCAUGGGCCGUGGAAUUUUUUCAACCGGGCGCGAUCGUCCUGCAGUGUGGAGCUGAUUCUUUGUCUGGCGAUCGCCUCGGUGCGUUCAACUUGAGCCUGGCCGGGCAUGCGAACUGCGUCAACUUCGUGAAGAAAUUCAACCUGCCGACGCUUUUCCUGGGAGGUGGUGGCUAUACAAUACGAAACGUCGCUCGAGCAUGGGCAUAUGAGACUGGACAGAUAGUUGGUGUUGAUCUGUCUCGCUCGAUGCCAUUUACAGACUAUUACGAGUACUACUCGCCAGACUUCGAACUAGACGUCAAGCCGAGCAAUAUGGACAACCGGAACAGUGCUGAAUACCUGGCGAAGAUCAAGUCAUUUGUUUAUACCAAUCUUCGUCAAGCACAACCGGUCCCCUCUGUGCAGCUUCAAGACGUGCCGCGGUAUCCAGUCGGCAUGAACGAACAUAUUGACGAGAUGGACGACAGACUGGAUGAUGAAGAUGCUGACGAGGAGACCUCCAAAGAUCAACGGCUCACGGAACGGGUGGAAGAUCGGAUGAUUGAGGAUGAUAUGGAUAUGUCUGGCUUGGAAGACGCGAGAGGAGUGGACUCGGGAGCAAAUGCUGAUCACGGAAGCCCGUCCACAGUGGGUGAGGGUGGCAGCGGGUGUAAGGUUUUGUCAAGCGAUCAUGAUACAGACCAGAUAACUGAGCCGGUCCCAUCGAUUGACCCAGGCAACGAUCCUGAACCUGACAGAACGACGACAACGAUGCUGCAGGAAGCGAUUCGUGACGAGAGCAACGAAGUUUCCCAGCCCACGAACGUUGAACAAACAGUAGUCCAGAGGGACGCCCCUGCGGAACAUGUCGAGAUCAUCGCACAGCCGUCAAUCGUUCUGGAACCAGCGCCAAUACAGCCCGAGCCGUCUAUCGUCCAAUGUAUGAACAGAGUAGACAGUCACACGCUUGGGCUUAGUGACGCUGCAGAAGCUGUGGAAGCUAUGGAGGACAAUCACAAAGGCGGAAACGAGGAUAUCGGUCUUUCAUAG